AUGCGCGAGUACAUGGACGAUGCGGGCGAGUUCAGCGACGAGGACGGAGCUCCCAUGGCGUACAUCGGCUCUCCUUCGCGCUCACCCUCGCGGUCACCUUCGCCGGAACCCGAGCGCCGCACGAAGAAGUCGAAGUCAUCGAAGCCCGCCCCGGCCGCCGAUAUCGAGGACGAGGAGGCGCUGGCUCUGCGCUUGCUGCAGGGCAACUAG
Messenger RNA from Trichosporon asahii var. asahii CBS 2479, 210 nucleotides. RefSeq lists its product as uncharacterized. The coding region runs from base 1 to 210 and encodes 69 amino acids. The record is from RefSeq and is a predicted model, not a curated record. NCBI's taxonomy places the organism in Eukaryota, Fungi, Basidiomycota, Tremellomycetes, Trichosporonales, Trichosporonaceae. The transcript has a single exon.